AGAUAAUUAUUUGUUAACAUUAAUUGCAUAAACUAUAAUAUAAAGAAAUCCUACAUGACUACGUUAUAUUAUGUAAAACAUAGGUAAAGAAGAUCUAGGGUAGAGAAAAAGCAAUGUAGUUCAAUAUUUGAAAUGAAAAAAAAAAACUUUAAAAUCCUAUUUCUUCUCAUGUUCACAAUUCGAUUCAUAUGUACACAAUUUUUAAAACUCUCAAUAAAAAUUAUUCCAAUACUAAAAGUUUUUAAAAAUCUAUUUUCAUGAUAUGAUUAGACAUAAUCUUAAAUAUCUAUUAAAGAAUAUUAUUGGGAUAAUACUAAUUAGUUUGAGAUAAAAGAGAAAAAAAAAUUAUGGUGAAAGCAAUUAAAAACCUUAUUAAUGAAUUACAGUAAGAGAAAAAAAAAGUACCAAAUAAUACAAUAGAGUUGUUUAUUAAUAAAUUAAAAAAUAUAUAAAUAAAUUAUGGUGAAAACAAUUAAAAAACCUUGUUAAUGAAUUACAGGUAGAGAAAAAAAAGGAAUAUAGAAAGAUAUUUGAUACUGUGUUUUGAGAGGAUUAAGCCCCAUAUUAUAGGAUUAAAUCCGUUACUCUUUUAUCUAUAUAUAUAAAAAAAAUAUUUUUUUCCUUCUUUCUACCUCAACAAUCAUGGACGUUCUCCGAUUCACCGGAGCAACAUUCACCGCCAGCACAACAGUUACAGUCGUUCGUUUCGACGCCAUUAAACCUGGAGCAAAAUUAAAAACAAAACGAACUAGGUUUAUUAGUGCUACCAUUACUAAACCAGCGGCUGUUGUUACGGCAGCAGAGCCACUGCAAAUUUCGAAGAGUGAUGAUACAUUGAUACCAGUAGUACAUCCGAGUUCGUUACAGUGCGAGGAAGGUUUUCUGUUACCGAAUUAUCCACGUGGUGAAAUCGGAUAUAAUUAUGUUAAAGAGAUAUUGACAUCUAAAGUAUAUGAAUUAGCUGAAGAGACGCCAUUGCAGCGUGCACAUAAGUUAUCAGAGAGGUUAGGGGUAACUGUAUGGCUCAAACGUGAAGAUCUACAUCCGGUCUUCUCAUUUAAGGUCAGAGGAUCUUAUCAUAUGAUGGCAAAACUCUCGAAGGAGCAGUUAGAAAAGGGCGUUAUAUGCUCAUCAGCGGGAAAUCAUGCACAAGGUGUUGCUUUAGCUGCCAAGAAACUCGGCUGCAAUGCUGUGAUUGUGAUGCCCGUUACUACGCCAGAAAUUAAAUGGAAAUCAGUUGAGAGAUUGGGCGCUACUGUUGUUCGUGUGGGGGAUACAUACGAAGAAGCACAAGCAUAUGCUGUAGCUCAGGGCAAAGAAGAAGGACGUGCAUUCGUUUCUCCCUUUGAUCACCCUGAUAUCAUAAUAGGGCAAGGUACGGUUGGAAUGGAGAUUAACCGCCAAUUCAAAGAUAAGAUACACGCGAUAUUUGUGCCUAUUGGUGGAGGAGGUCUUAUAGCUGGCAUUGCUGCUUAUAUGAAAAAAGUCUCCCCUGAUACGAAGAUUAUUGGUGUUGAGCCAGUCGAUUCCAAUUCAAUGGCGUUGGCAUUACACCACGGUCAAAGAGUAAUGCUGGAAAAAGUUGGAUCUUUUGCAGAUGCAGUAGCUAUUAGAAUGGUUGGUGAAGAAAGUUUUCGUCUCUGCAGGGAACUAAUAGAUGGGAUCGUCCUAGUUAAUCAUGAUUCUAUAAGUGCAUCGAUAAAGGACAUGUUCGAAGAGAAAAGAAGCAUACUGGAGCCGGCUGGUGCACUUGCCCUAGCUGGAGCUGAAGCAUACUGUAAGUACUAUGGCGUGAAGGGAGAAAACAUCGUAGCAAUAACUAGUGGAGCCAACAUGAACUUUGACAGACUUAGAUUGGUAACUGAACUCGCGGAUGUUGGUAGACAGAGGGAAGCUGUUCUCGCUACUUAUCUGCCUGAAGAACGAGGCAGCUUCAAAAAGUUCUAUGAGAUGGUGGGACAAACUAAUAUUACGGAAUUGAAGUAUAGAUAUGAUUCUGAGAAAGAAAAUGCUCGAGUAUUUUACAGAAUUGGUCUUCACACGAAAGUAGAACUUGAAGAAAUGGUGGACAGGAUGGAAUUAGAACAACUGCAUACGAUUAAUUAUACAGAUAAUGAAUUGGUUAAAGAUCAUCUAAGACAUCUGAUAGGUGGGAGAUCAGAUGUCCACAAUGAGCAUCUCUGUCGAUUCAUUUUCCCAUACAAACCUGGUGUUUUGAUGAAGUUUUUAGACGCUUUCAGCCCACGUUGGAAUAUAAGUUUGUUACAUUACCAUGCACAGGGAGAAACUGGCGGGAAUGUGCUAAUCGGACUCCAAGUUCCACAGAAUGAGGUUGAUGAAUUCCGGGGUCGAGCUGAGAGUCUUGGUUAUGUGUGUGUUGUGGAGACUCUCAAUGAAGCUUUCCAACAACUGAUGCAUUGAAAUGGUUUGUAUGCAUUAUGAAGUUUUGGUCCUGAAGAAAGUGUUUUUUGUCAAUGUUUUGAACCAACACAAGAUUAUGCUUUAGCUUUAUUCAAAUAAUAGUAGUCAUAGUCUUUAGGGGUAGAGUGCUUUCAUGCCCUGCUUUUGCCAUCUUUCAAGCAUACGUUGCGUAUUGCGUUUCGAUUGUCACGUGGUAUUGUUUCUGUCUUAUAGGCUCUACGCUACUUUUCAUACUAA
This is a messenger RNA of Solanum lycopersicum (tomato), 2658 nucleotides long. RefSeq names its product threonine dehydratase 1 biosynthetic, chloroplastic-like. NCBI's taxonomy places the organism in Eukaryota, Viridiplantae, Streptophyta, Magnoliopsida, Solanales, Solanaceae. Gene Ontology annotation, molecular function: threonine deaminase activity; L-serine ammonia-lyase activity. Gene Ontology annotation, biological process: L-threonine catabolic process; L-serine catabolic process. The record is from RefSeq and is a predicted model, not a curated record.